This is a messenger RNA of Nematocida minor, 369 nucleotides long. RefSeq lists its product as uncharacterized. The transcript has a single exon. The coding region runs from base 1 to 369 and encodes 122 amino acids. The record is from RefSeq and is a predicted model, not a curated record. Lineage: Eukaryota; Fungi; Microsporidia.
AUGAUUCUUGGGGUGCCGUCUUUCAUUGUGCGCAGAAUAUUGAAAAAGGGGAUGAUACGGCAGAUGAACGGAAUAAGAGAAAUAUCACUUACGGGAAAGAUAAUCAGAAGGACAAGAAACACCUGCACUCUAUUCGACUCCUUUUCAGGUAUCCAUGCGCAGACAAGCAAUCCAGUCCUGCACUCUGCGAUAGACAAGAGCAUAAACGAAGACUAUCUGGUCCAUUUAACGUGUUCAUUCGAAAGAAUUCCAAGGCCCCGGCUCCUAAUAAGAGCAGUCAGACAAGCUACAUUCACCGAGGAAAUGUACAGAACGAUCGAGUCUAUUGAAUAUUGGAAGAAAAUUCAGUCACAAAAACAACCAAAGUAA